CCAAACGGGCUCAAAUUAAAGAAAUGAUUUUAGGGCUUGUGCUUUGGAGAAUUGUGUUAUUAGGUUUUAGGGUAUCUUUUCUCUCUUUAAUUUCUAAUUAAUUCUUUCUUAGACCAGUGCAUAUUGAUUUUUAUUUUUUUUUGAAAUUCUUGCAUUAAUUUUAGUAAAGAAACUGGGAAAAGGAAAAAAGAAGAAAGAAAUAAAGAAAAAGAAAAACUAAAUCCUAACCUAGUUAUACUUGGAAAGUAAUUUUUUUUUUGUCUUUAAGAAUUAAUUAAAACCCCUUACGUUACGUGCACAUAAAGAAACUAAAAAAAGCCUCAUUUAAAACCGUAACAACACUAUGUACUCAAAACCCAAACCCUAAAAACCAUUCUUUGUUCCCAAGUUUCUCCAAAAAAAGAAAAAAAGAUGAAGGUUAUCGCUGCCUAUUAUUAGUUAUAUUUGGAUAAGUAAACCUUUUUAUGUAUUUAAGAAUCAAGACGAAGAAACCCAAAAAAACCGUCGUUUAAAACCCUAACAACACCAUAUAUUCUCAAAACCCAAACCCUAAAACCGUUCUUUGAUCCCAAGUUUCUCCAAAAAAAAAGAAGAAGAAAGAUGGAUGUGAUCGUCACCUACUUGUUGGAUGUGUGGGGCGGAAACACCAGCCCUACGGCGGAGGAUUUGAAGGCACUUCUCUCUUCCGUUGGAGCGGAAGCUGAUGAAGCAAAAAUUGAGUUAUUAUUAUCUCAAGUCAAAGGAAAAGACCUUACUGAGCUUAUUGCUGCUGGCAGAGAGAUGAUCGCUUUGGUGCCUUCCGGUGGCGGUGGCUUUGCGGUUACUAGUGGUGGCGGUGGUGCAGUGGUGGCGGAAGAGAAGGUGGAGGAAAAGAAAGUGGAAAAGAAAGAAGAGUCUGAGGAGGAGUUUGGCUUUGAUCUCUCUGGUUAGAUGAAUGAUUUAAUUUUUGUGCACAUAGUAUAAAUUCAGUGCAAUAUAAUUUAUCUUUUCAUACUAGUAGUCGUA
Lycium barbarum (goji berry) is the source of this 1005-nucleotide messenger RNA. Its product is annotated as large ribosomal subunit protein P2B-like. Bases 601 to 930 code for a protein of 109 amino acids. The transcript has a single exon. NCBI's taxonomy places the organism in Eukaryota, Viridiplantae, Streptophyta, Magnoliopsida, Solanales, Solanaceae. Gene Ontology annotation, cellular component: cytosolic large ribosomal subunit; ribosome. Gene Ontology annotation, biological process: cytoplasmic translational elongation. Gene Ontology annotation, molecular function: structural constituent of ribosome. The record is from RefSeq and is a predicted model, not a curated record.